UUCAUUCUAUAAACAAUAGAUCUUCCUUUACCCAGCUCAUUGAGAAGGUGUGUGAAUUGGAAGGGUAUCAGCAGCUACCCAAGCCAAGAGUUUCUGUCUAUUAUCUAAUGAACUUGGGAAAGAAGAACUCGAGACAUUUUAUUGUGGAUAAGUUGUGUCCAUUUAAUAUGACCUGGUUGAUGAGACUUGUGUAGAAGGCCCAUCAUCCCAUACAGCAGUGACCAGGUCUGAAACAUACAUGUUUCAGUAUUACAGAAAUAUCAAAUAUAAACGUAAUUUGCUUAAAUCUGUUACUCACAUGUCUUCUAAUUAAUAGGAUUAUUAUGUUCAUUGGAAGAAACUUCAACAUUUGUCUUCAUUAAUUUCUCAGUGUCGAGCCCUUGUCUGGAAGAUCAAUGGAGAAUGUUACUGAAAUGUCAUCUCUAAUUGAGACGGUUCCUCCAGUGGAAGUCUUGGCUCCAAACUACCCUCUACUAAUCAUGAUCUGUAUCCUCAUAACAGUUAUCAUCACAGGUAAUACACUGAGUAUCAUUACAAUAGUCUCCACACCCAGUCUCUUCAACCAAACAGGUUAUUGCUUGAUCAACCUUGCCAUUGCUGAUUUAUCCAUCGGCAUCUUCUACUUGCCAUUCUGCAUCCCGGUUGUGAUUACAGGUCAGUGGUACAGUACUGACCUCUUCUGUAGGGUCAUGACCUCUACGGCCAUCUGCACGGUCAUUGUCUCCAUCACCUCACUAGCCCUCAUCAGUAUUGACCGCUUGGUCUGCAUUUCUGUUCCCUUAUGCUAUCAACUGAUCUUCUCCAAGAGGCGCGUCUUCUCCCUUCUCCUCCUAACGUGGGGCUACGGAUCUGCAAUGGCAUUGUUUUCUGUCACGGUAUCACACUUCAUCAAGUUCCAGCCAUUCUUCUACAACUGCGGGAUCGAUGUCACCAGCAACAACACAAGGCCCUACACCAUCAUUCUACUGACGUGCGGGUUCUACAUUUCGCUGGGAGUGAUCUUCUACUGCUGCUUACGCAUCACAAACAUUAGCUGGAAAGCCGGGCAGAAGAUAAACGUUCAGAACCAGGUCACGGCCAGAGAAAAGACAAGUUUGGAAGAAACUAGGAGACAAAUCACCAUCACAGCCCGCAUUUUCGUGGUCAUCGUCGUAUUCCUCAUAUGCUGGGGACCAUUCGCCAUCGAGAUGCACUACGGCCUCAUCACCAGACAUCAGUUUCCAUGGCAACUAUCCGUCACAUUUGAAUUCCUGGCCAAAUUCAACAGUGCAAUGAACCCCUUUAUAUAUAUGAUCACUUUUGCACCAUUUAGAAAAACAUUCCUCAAAAGGUACUUUCCAAGUUUUGUCAAAGACGAACGGUCUUCAAUAGAAGUCAAGCCAUGCUCCUCUUUAGGAAAAAACAGUGCAAAUGGUAUUAAGACAGUUUCAGGGUCUGUUAGUGAAAGGAGAACUUUCCCUGAUAAAAAUUUGGCUGAAGCAAUAGAUUAACUUUGGCUGAAGCAAUAGAUUAACUAUGGCUGGUCAUCAAUUUAAUGAGAAGAUCACAAUUCAACAGGAUAUACAUGUAUGUAGCUACAAUUUACUUACAUUAAAGAGCCCUAAAUUGGCUUCAUGUCUUUGGCAAAAAGGAAAUCACUAUUUCACCUCAUGCAAAUACAUUCUGUGAUUUGUCUACACUAUGGAUACUAUAAUAAGUGGUACGGAGCUAAUGAAAGUAUUACAAAAAAAUUUCAAUUUAAUGCGACCUUUCCCUAAAUCUUCCAAAUAUCUCAAGCUACUCCUACUACAAACAAAAAGAGAAUUUCAAUGAAAUUUACCUGUCAGUGGUUUUAAAUUAUGCACUUCAUUAAAUGGCUAGUUAAUAUAAUAAAAGUACUACAAAAGUUUCAAAGUGAAUCAAAAUUUACUAAAUAUAUUUCUAGCAACAUGCUCCUUCACAGUAAUAUAAAAAAAAUAUCUCUAUGCUUUAUUCAAAUUAAAAGAAUUUACUUUCACAUGAUAAAGAGGAAAGGAAUUAUUAUUUUUUUUUUUUUUUAAGGAACACAAAUUGAUGUUAAGUGUAUUCUUUUAAGCACAUGAAAGUGUAUUUUGAGCUGUAAAAUUUUAUGCCUGUGUUAAACUUGUC
Molecule: messenger RNA, 2127 nt
Organism: Lytechinus pictus (painted urchin)
Lineage: Eukaryota; Metazoa; Echinodermata; Echinoidea; Temnopleuroida; Toxopneustidae
Product: D(2) dopamine receptor-like
Exons: 3
Coding region: 396-1490 (364 amino acids)
Biological process (GO): G protein-coupled receptor signaling pathway; phototransduction; cellular response to light stimulus
Cellular component (GO): plasma membrane
Molecular function (GO): G protein-coupled photoreceptor activity
Source: RefSeq, a predicted model, not a curated record